CCCACUGCCCGGCCGACUCUGGGGCUCUGGAUCAAAAUGGCGGCGGCCGGAGCGGAACCGGGAGGGAGCGGGUGGUGUUGAGCGGGGAGGAUGGCGGCGGUGGCCGCCGGCUACCGGAGAAAUGGAGGAACAGAAUGCUGGACCUGGAACUGAAGAUUUUUAAAGGAUUAUGGGAUUAUACGUGGAAGAGCCAGCAGGCGGAAUGCCUGAAUGACUGAAGAACAUGGGUGCUAAUGCAUCUAACUACCCUCACUCGUGUUCCCCAAGGGUAGGGGGAAAUUCACAGGCACAACAGACAUUCAUAGGGACAUCAUCCUACUCUCAUCAAGGUUACGGCUGUGAAUCGAAGUUGUAUAGCCUUGACCAUGGCCACGAGAAACCUCAAGACAAGAAAAAGAAAACCUCUGGCCUUGCCACUCUCAAAAAGAAAUUCAUUAAGCGUCGGAAAUCGAGCCGAUCUGCUGAUCACGCCAAGCAGAUGCGUGAACUCCUCUCAGGCUGGGAUGUCAGAGAUGUUAAUGCGUUGGUAGAAGAGUACGAAGGGACAUCAGCCUUAAAGGAACUUUAUCUACAAGCUAAUUUGGCAAGACCAGAAGCCAGGACGCUACAAAAAGACAUGGCUGAACUUUAUCAGUACAAGUAUUGUACUGAUGUAGACUUAAUAUUUCAAGAAACUUGUUUUCCUGUGCAUCGGGCGAUACUAGCGGCCAGGUGUCCAUUUUUUAAGACGCUGCUUUCUUCCUCACCAGAAUAUGGGGCUGAAAUAAUAAUGGAUAUUAACACAGCUGGCAUAGAUAUGCCAAUGUUUUCUGCUUUGUUACACUACCUUUAUACAGGCGAGUUUGGGAUGGAGGAUUCAAGAUUCCAAAAUGUUGAUAUCCUCGUGCAGCUUAGUGAAGAAUUUGGAACCCCAAAUUCCUUAGAUGUUGACAUGCGUGCGCUGUUUGAUUACAUGUGCUACUACGAUGUGGUUCUUAGUUUUUCAUCCAAUUCUGACUUGGUUGAAACUUUUGGUGGAAGUCAGAACUGCCUAGAUGAGGAGCUCAGAGCUCACAAAGCUAUUAUUUCAUCACGAUCUCCUUUUUUUCGCCACUUGCUGCAGAGGAGGAUACGAACUGGUGAAGAAAUCACAGACCGAACUCUACGAACUCCAACUAGAAUUAUAUUGGAUGAAUCUAUCAUACCAAAAAAAUAUGCUAAGGUCAUUUUGAACUGUAUGUAUACAGAUGUGGUGGACCUCUCAGUUUUGCACUCUAGCCCAUCAGUGGGCAGUUUAAGUGAAGUUCAAGCUCUUGUAGCAGGAAAAAUAAACAUGACUAGGGCUGAAGAAGCUAUGGAGCUUUAUCACAUAGCACUGUUCUUGGAGUUUAACAUGCUUGCACAAGGCUGUGAAGAUAUUAUUGCUGAGAGCAUCUCACUAGACACCUUAAUUGCCAUCCUGAAGUGGAGCUCUCAGCCGUACGGUUCCAAGUGGGUACAUCGACAAGCACUACAUUUCCUCUGUGAGGAGUUUACCCAGGUCAUGACUUCAGAUGUCUUCUAUGAACUCAGCAAGGACCACCUGCUCACAGCUAUUCAGUCUGACUAUUUACAGGCAAGUGAACAAGAUAUUCUUAAAUAUCUGAUUAAAUGGGGAGAACACCAGUUGAUGAAGAGAAUAGCAGAUCGAGAGCCUAAUUUACUCAGUGGUACUGCUCACAGUGUGAAUAAAAGGGGUGUGAAGAGGAGAGAUCUUGACAUUGAGGAGCUGAGAGAGAUUCUGUCUCCACUUCUACCUUUUGUCCGCAUUGAGCACAUCUUACCCAUGAAUAGUGAAGUACUGAGUGAUGCAAUGAAGAGAGGCCUGAUUAGUACUCCUCCUUCAGACAUGCUACCAACAUCAGAAGGUGGAAAGUCAAACGCCUGGCUGCGGCAAAAAAAUGCUGGAAUAUAUGUGCGGCCAAGACUGUUCUUGCCAUACGUGGAGGAGGCUAAGUCAGUGCUGGAUGAGAUGAUGGUGGAACAAACCGAUCUCGUUCGUCUGCGGAUGGUGCGAAUGUCCAACGUGCCCGACACCCUUUACAUGGUGAACAACGCGGUGCCACAGUGCUGUCACAUGAUUACCCACCAGCAAGUCAGCACUAACCAGGCCAGUCCUCCUUCAGUUAUAGCCAAUGAGAUCCCAGUUCCCAGUCUCCUUGUUGUGAAGGAGAUGAUCAAACGGCUGCAGGAGCUGCGUCACACCGAGCAGGUGCAGAGAGCUUAUGCUCUGAACUGUGGAGAAGGUGCCACAGUCAGCUACGAGAUUCAGAUUCGUGUGCUGCGGGAAUUUGGACUUUCUGAUGCUGCUGCUGAACUUUUGCAGAAUCCUCACAAAUUCUUUCCUGAUGAGCGAUUUGGGGAUGAAAGCCCACUCCUGACUGUGAGGCAGUCUGGACGAUGUCGCGUUAACAGCACUCCCGCCGUAGAAACCAUGUUUACAGAACUGGACUCUUUUGUGGCCUUCCAUCCACCAUUGCCCCCUCCUCCACCUCCAUACCACCCACCAGCAACUCCUAUUCAUAACCAGUUCAAAGUGGGCUUGAAACAAAGGGUGCCAAGUCAACAUCCCUCCCGUUCCUUUUCUUACCCCUGUAAUCACUCAGUGUUCCACUCCCGCACCGCUCCCAAGGUCGCCCCGCCUGUCUACUUGCCCGCUGUCAAAGCAGCACCUCCUGACUGCACCAACACUGCAGGUCUGGGGAGACAAACGGUGGCUGCAGCAGCAGCAGUGAUGGCAGCUGACAAGCAAGUAUGUACUCAGCCCUUACUGAAUGAACUGAUGCCAGAUAUCGCAAUGGGUGUCUCAGCAAUGUCUUUAAAAGACAGAAGAUUACCCGAGCUCACAGUCGACACAGAACUAAGCCAGACGGUUACAGAGGUAGGGCCCGGUCCCCCGCAGCACAUUUCAUGUAUUCAGAACAGACACAUGCCCACUUCUCGAAAGAAACAUGCAAUAGAGCAAAAAAUAGAUGCUCGAGAAAAUCAGCAGGAAUAUCCUGACUUCUACGACUUCUCCAAUGCUGCAUGCAGACCCUCUACUCCAGCACCCAACAGGCACAGCCCUUCGCCUUCACAAGGCAUCUAUUUUGGCCCAGAUUUGUACAGCCACAACAAGGCAUCACCAAGUGGCUUAAAGUCAGCCUACCUACCUUCCCAGAUAUCUCCCAAAAAGCAAGAGGACUCUAGGAGGGAAUACCUGCUCUCCCAAGAUGGGCAUCAACACAGACAAAAGAAUGAGCCAAUACACCUCGAUGUCUUAGAACAACCUCCCCAGCGACUGGACUUGGCAUUGGCUGCCCAGGAAAAUGCUGGUAAUGGCCCAGUUCACAUCAGGGGCAGAACAAAAAUGGAAACAGAUUUAACCUAUGGGCUAACCUCCAACAGACCUUCACUCUCUGCGUACACCUCUGAAAUGCCAGAAGAGAGACCCAGUAGGAGAAUGGCAGAUGAUGAGCCAUUGGAACAUGGGGCACAGAGAAAUGCAGAUUUGGAAAGGGAAGAUGCAGUAAGCAGAGGAAGGAGGUCUCCAAACAAACCAGACUUCCUGUAUAAAAAAUCUGCCCUAUGAAAUAAACCUCCACUAUUUCUCUGUGCCUAAGAGUUGUAAACAUCCCAUUUUUGCAACUUUUGGCCUGACUUCUGUCAGACAAAUUCAUUCAUGCCAGCAGAAAAUUCAGUUUCAUUCACUUCUUUUGUACAUACAUUGCUUUAUUAGAGACAGCAUGUUACCAGUUUAUUUUUAAUGCUGCUUUUGGUUUUACCUUGUGGGAACUUUUUUGUUUUGAGCAAAAUUAAUUAAGCCUUUAAAAAAAAAAAAAAAGCUGGUACCUUUUUUCUACAACCUGGUAGCCUUUUGCACCUGUACAUCUAUUUUAGUGUAUCAGUUUUGUACUAAUAUGUUGAACUUUACUGUCACAUUUAAAGGACUGUAUUUUCAUACUUUUGCAUUUUCCCUUUCACCUGCCAGUUCCCUAUGUGCAUUGGGUUGCACAUUAUGAAAUGUAUUUUCUUAUGAGAUAGUAACAAUGUGUUUAUUUUUUAAUUAUAGUAAUUCCAAAGAACAGCACAUCAAAAUACUACAUUUUUCAUUAGAUUUUUUUGUUUGUUUGUUUAGAUCUAAAAUCUUCCUGAUUUCUAUGAUUACAGCAAGAAUCCGGUCUAAUAUUUUGUAGCUGGACUUUGUCUAGAAAGCCCACUUGGAGAAUUAUAUUUGGGUUUUUAAGCAUCCAGGGGGAUAUUUAGGAGUCCAAAUUCCAGCAAAAUUCACUGGGGUAUGACACUGAUUCUGUUUGCUUUCUGGUUUAGCUGUGGCCAUGGAGAACUCCGUUAUCACCCAGAAGCACUUAUUAGACAGACUAGAAUUGUUCCUUUGCCCAUGCAGAAAUAAAUAUAGAAAUACUGUAAAACAGUGAUAACUGUAAAAAAGAGAGAACUUGUUUUUCCAGCUACCCAUACAUGGUGGGAAGACCGGAGUUGAGGAUUAAUGCUAAAUCCUGAAGCAUCAGGAAGACAAGGCAUAAUAUCUUUGCUGUUGCCUGCAUGGUAACCUUCCACUUGAGAAGGGUUUUCUCUCCAACAGAGGUGCUGAGGUGACUGCUCAUUGCCUUGCUUUCUCCUGCCUAUGAUUUUAAAAAGGGCUUCACUCUCAGUGAUGUGAUUCAGUGUUCCUUACCUGAUCUGAAGUGUUGCUGACUUCAUAACUGCAGCUGUUCUGUGAACAAAAUCAACGUGAAAAGUAACUGUUCUAACAUCAUGAAAUGUCCAAAGCUUUAGCACUCUUAAAUUACACUUCCAUUUCCCCAACUUCUAUGUUUUUAAAGCACAGAUGUGAGGUUCAUGCUGUUAACGUGAUAUGAAGAGGGAAUUAUAGUGAUCUGGGCUGGCUCCCUGCCACUGCAUUGGGGUUAACCAAUGUAAUGGUUUUGAUGACUGUAAUUAUUAAGUGUAUCCUUAAUACUUACCAUGCAGUUUUUACCACAAGUUCAUUGAAUUUAGCAUAGGGAUCUGAUGCUACUGCAGUGUAGUGAUUACUGGUAAAGGCCUAUUGCUUGGUUUUGGUUUUUUUAAAUGCAGUUUCUAUAAUGAAGACUUUCCAUAUAGUAGAAAACUUUUACCAUAGAUGUGAGCUAACAGGUACUUUAAGAUUAGGUUGAGUUGUUCCCAGCAGUUCAAAACGCUGAAUGCUAAUUAAAUAGAAAUCUUGCUGCAACUUCACUUUUAGUUGAUGGCAGAUUCUUAUCUGAACUGUUUCAUUAAAGUAUGCAAGGCCUGGUAACAACUACACAAUGUUAUUGAAAUGUAAUGAAUACUGCAUUUCCAGACUACCAAGUAGCAGCUAGAUAAAUGAAGAUACAAGUGUUUGAACCAAUAAAUCCUAAUGUCUCAUGCAUACACUUCUGCAGGCCUUUGCUUCUAGGAAAGCUCUGCAGACACUGCUUUCGAGAUGCAGCUGUGGAAAGCAUGGUGUAGGACUGGAGGGGAAAUUUAGCUGAGCUGUGUGGAUGAUGUGUCUUGUGGGUGAGGGGAGAUGUGGUUUGGUUUUGUCCCCUCUGUCAGCCCUUUUCAUCUGUUUGGGUUUUUUGGUUUUGUUUUUUUACCACAGAGAAGACACUUGGUGGUCCUGGCCUGAUCACCAAGAUACAGUAUUUCCAUGGGACUGCAGCGUAGAACAUUGUUAAAUGCAAGAAGGUGUGAGUGGGGGGACGGUGCUGCUGCAGGUUAGGGACUGAGGUUCAUUGGGUUUCCUCUGAAGAUAUGAGCACAGUGCUGUCUGACUGCCUGGCUCUAACCAGACACUUGGUCUUGUGUGCACCAGCACUAGAAGCAUUAACUUUCAUCACAUAGAAAAAAUCUCAAAACUCACUGCGCUUGCAUCAUAUGUAUGUUGGUAGCUUAAUUACUAAAAUGUCAUAGCUGUCCUCAGAAGACUUACUGUUCUGGAUAAUUUAUUUUUACCUGAAAUCAAUAGAUGUACUUGGAGAAAACUAUUUAUGUUACCCUAGUUUGAUGUUAUACUGUGUGCCUGGACAGAGAUGGGGCUGAAAUCUGCAGAUGUAUCUUUUAAGCUUGAAAUCUGUGGGAAUGUGUCUGGUGAAGACUGAGAAGUUUUGGGGUUAUGGCUUGAGGGAAAUUAUGAAAUACUUUGGAAUAAGCUGGUAAGAAAUGCCUCUGGGGGGACAGGUCUGCAUUUUAGAAUACGAAAUUGCUUCUGAAAUCUCAGAAGUUGAGCAGUAUUAAAAAGAGAAUAAAGUGUUUAAAAGUAGGUGCAAAAUAAAAGUCCUUCUGAGGCCACAAAGACAAUCAGGCCAUGUAGACAAUCUGCAUUUUCACUUGUAUAUUUUGAGUUGGGAAGAAGGUAGCAGCUUACAGCAGCUGCUUUGAAGUGAGAAAGAAGGAUUUUAUCAAAUUACUGGAAUUGUAUUUUUGUACUCCAGUCUAGGAUUCACUAAGUUUACUUAGUUGGAUGUGCAGAGGGAGGGGAGGAAGACCAUCUUUAUUUUUCAUGGACGCAUUAUUCAGAAGCUGUUGUUCAUACUACGUCUCACUUGCACAACACACAUACCUGUGCUACCUGCUACUUCUUGUUCUCUGUCUACUCAAACUUUGGUGCAGAAGCUCCUUGUUUACAUGAAGCACUUUCUCAUUAGGCUGGAAAUUAACAUCUUUUUUUCCUGUAAAUUUGAUGGAGAUAACAGAUUACUGGCUAUAUAUUUUGCUUGAGAAUAGAGGUAUAAUCAUUGUUUUCAUGAAUGAGGAAGACUUGUGCUCCUUGUUCUAUUGAGAGCUCACGCUACCAUUUAGUGAGCAACAUGCAAAAACUUCUUAUUCCCUUUUCCCUGACCCCCUCCUCUUUUCCUUGAUAUAUGGAUAAAUAACUUAAUUCCUGAAACAGAUCCUUCCUUUGAAAUGUUUUGUUGUUCUACGGAGUUACUGUAGUUGUGUGUUAAUAACUGCUGUGGUGAUUGGCAGUUUCUUGAUGUAUUUUUCCUGUUAUUGAGGAGUUUAAUUUCUGAAAGUUAAGGCUAUAGCCACCUGUACUUGUAAGCCUUGUUUUUUGGUCCUGGUAUGUCCAAAAUGUUUGUCUUAUGGGUUUCUUUGGUUUGGGUUUUGUGGGGUUAUUGGGGAGGUUGGGUUUUGGUUGGUUGGGGUUUUUUUAUGUUUUUGGAAAGAAUACUCAUGCUGUUUGAGGCACUGUUCUUUCUUCUAAUAAUUAUAUGCUUCUGUGGUAGAGGUGAUGCUGAACUCCGCUGAAUGCAGGGAACAGCUGAGAGAUAAAACUGUAAAACUGUAUUUGGGAGUUCUGUAAUUAUCUGUACUGCCAGGAGGUAGCCCUGCCUUUGGCAAUGUUACGGUUCUGUUUCUUGUCCUUGUGUUGUUACUGGUAUAAAGUCAAGUGCCUUCAAUGCUAAAGGCUCAGAAAACUUUCUUAAACUGACUUCGUGUCCUAUGCAAGUGUUUUUUCUACAACCUGCAUAACCAGUACUUUGUAAAACUUGUUUACGCUUCAAUUGUACAUAGUGUUUUUUAAAAAAAAUAGUAUUUUUAUUUAGGUACCUCCAGACUUGAAUUCUAGUCUUGUGUGAUGCAUUGUAAAACAAUACAUUUCUCUUUUGAGUACCAUUACAGUUGUAAAAAGGUUUUCACUGGUUCUAUUUUUCUACUGUUGCUGAGAAGCAUGUAACACUGACUUUAUCCUACAUAUAGUUGGCAUUUCAAAUAAAUGGCUUGU
This is a messenger RNA of Calypte anna (Anna's hummingbird), 7750 nucleotides long. RefSeq names its product BTB domain containing 7 (gene BTBD7). Gene Ontology annotation, biological process: morphogenesis of a branching epithelium. Gene Ontology annotation, molecular function: protein binding. NCBI's taxonomy places the organism in Eukaryota, Metazoa, Chordata, Aves, Apodiformes, Trochilidae. The record is from RefSeq and is a predicted model, not a curated record. The transcript is spliced from 11 exons. Bases 224 to 3589 code for a protein of 1121 amino acids.